This is a messenger RNA of Pan troglodytes (chimpanzee), 12081 nucleotides long. RefSeq names its product cytoplasmic linker associated protein 1 (gene CLASP1). The transcript is spliced from 37 exons. The record is from RefSeq and is a predicted model, not a curated record. Gene Ontology annotation, biological process: establishment of mitotic spindle localization; mitotic spindle assembly. Gene Ontology annotation, cellular component: basal cortex; cytoplasmic microtubule; mitotic spindle. Gene Ontology annotation, molecular function: microtubule binding; kinetochore binding. Lineage: Eukaryota; Metazoa; Chordata; Mammalia; Primates; Hominidae. The coding region runs from base 4828 to 9006 and encodes 1392 amino acids.
AUGGUCUCUAUCUCCUGACCUCGUGAUCCGCCCGCCUCGGCCUCCCAAAGUGUUGGGAUUACAGGCGUGAGCCUCCGUGCCCGGCCUAUUUAUUUAUUUAUUUUUUAGAUGGAGUCUUGCUCUGUCACCCAGGCUGGAGUGCAGUGGUGCGAUCUUGGCUCGCUGUUACCUCCGCCUCCCAGGUUCAAGUGAUUCUUCUGCCUCAGUCUCCCGAGUAGCUGAGACUACAGGCGCCCACCACCAUGCCUUGGUAAUUUUUUGUAUUUUUAGUAGAGACGAGGUUUCACCAUGUUAGCCAGGAUGGUCUCAAUCUCCUGACCUCAGGUGAUUCGCUCACCUCGGCCUCCCAAAGUGCUGGGAUUACAGGCAUGAGCCAACGCGCUUGGCCCAAUAUUUUUAAUUUUUAUGGACAUAUAACAGUUGUAUAUAUUUAUGGGUUACAUAGGUAUUUUGUAUAACAGUCACAUCAAGGUAAGUAGGGUAUCCAUCAACUCAAGCAUUUAUCAUUUCUUGUGUUGCAAACAUUCCAGUUAUACUCUUUCAGUUAUUUUUAAAUGUACAAUAAAUAUUGACUGUAGUUAUCCUGUUGUGCUAUCAAAUACUAGAUCUUAUUCUGUCUAACUAUAUUUUUGUACCCUUUAACCAUCUCCACUCCCUUCCCCACCACCACUAUUCUUCCCAGCCUCUGCUGGUAACUGGUAUUCUACUCCCUAUCUCCAUAAGUUCAGUUGUUUUAAUUUUUAGCUCCCACAAAUGAGUGAGAACAUAUGAAGUUUGUCUUUCUAUGCCUAGCUUCUCUUAACAUAAUUUCCUCCAGUUCCAUCCAUGUUGUUGCAAAUGACAGGAUCUCAUUCUUUUUAUGGCUGAAUAGUACUGCAUUGUGUAUAGGCAUCACAUUUUCUUUAUUCCUUCUCCUGUUGAUGGACACUUAGGUUGCUUUAAAAUCUUGGCUAUUGUGAACAGUGCUGCAGUAAACAUGGCAGUGCAGGUAUCUCUUCAAUAUACUGAUUUCCUUUCUUUUGGGUACAUACCUAGCAGUGGGAUUGCUGGAUCGUAUGGUAGUUCUAGUUUUAGUGUUUUGAGGAACCUCUCUAUUGUUUUCCGUAGUGGCUGUACUAAUUUAACAUUUCUACAAACAGUGUACAAGAGUUCCCUUUUCUCCACAUCCUUGCCAGAAUUUGUUAUUGCCUGUCUUUUGGAUUAAAGCCAUUUUAACUGGGGUGAGAUGAUACCUCAUUGUAGUUUUGAUUUGCAUUUCUCUGAUAAUCAAUGAUGUUGAGCACUUUUUUAAUAUGCCUGUUUGCCAUUUGUGUGUCUUCUUUCGAAAAAUGUCUAUUCAGAUCUUUUGCUUACGUUUAAAUUGAAUUAUUUGAUUUUUUUUUCUAUUGAGUUGUUUGAGCUCCUCAUAUAUUCUGGUUAUUAAUCCCUUGUCAGAUGGGUAGUUUGCGAAUAUUUUCUUGCAUUUUGUGGGUUGUCUUACACUUUGUUGAUUGUUUGCUUUGGUUGCCCAUACUUGUGGGGUGUUACUGAAAAAAUCUUUGCCCAGACCAAUGUCCUGGAGAGUUUCCCCCAUGUUUUCUUUUAGUAGUUUUAUAGUUUGAGGUCUUAGGUUUAACUCUUUAAUUCAUUUUGAUUUGAUUUUUGUGGUGAGAGAUAUGGGGGUCUAGUUUUAUUCUUCUGCAUAUGGAUAUUCAGUUUUUCCAGCACCAUUUAUUGAAGAGACUGUCCUUUCCCCAGUGUGUGUUCUUGUCGGCACUGUUGUCAAAAAUGAGUUCACUGUAGAUGUGUGGAUUUAUUUCUGUGAUCUCUAUUCUGUUCCAUUGGUCUGUGUGUCUGUUUUUUUUCCAGUACCAUGCUGCCACAAAAACAGCAAUGGUUGUCGUAUAAUUUGAAGUCAGAUAAUGUGAUUCUUCUAGUUUUGUUCUUUUUGCUUAGGAUGACUUCGGCUAUUCUGAGUCUUUUGUGGUUCCGUAUAAAUUUUGGGAUUACUUUUUUAUUUCUGUAAAGAAUGUCAUUGGCAUUUGAUAGGGAUUUGUUGGAUCUAUAGAUUGCUUUGAGUAGUAUGGACAGUAAUGCUCUUUUAAAAUUGCUUUGUUAAAAUAUAAUUUACAUACCAUGACAGCAUUCAUUUCAAGUGUAUAAUUCAGUUAUUUUUAGUAUAGUCACAGAUAGCUGCAACUGUGCAUCUAUUGAUGGACAGUUGGAUUGUUUCUACCUUUGUCUAUUGUGAAUAGUGCUGCUUUGAACAUUUGUAUACAAGCUUUUAAACACCUGUUUUCAGUUCUUUUGAGUGUAUAUCCAGGAGUAGAAUUGCUCUAUUACAUGGUCAUUCUAUGUUUAACUUACUGAGGAACCACUAAACUGUUUUCCACAGUGGCUGCACCAUUUUAUAUUCUCUCUAGCCUUUACAAAAUUCUCCACUUUUUGGCAAUGCUUGUCUUUUUUUUAAUUUUUUUUUAAUUGUAGUCACCCUAGUAAUUAUGAAGUAGUGUCUCAUUGUGGUUUUGAUUUGCAUUUCCCUAAUGACUAAUAUGUUUGAACAUAUUUCCUGUGCUUACUGGCCAUUUGUUGAUCUACGUUGGAAAAACAUCUAAUCAAGUCCUUUGCCCACUUAAAAAUCGAAUUGUUUAUCUUUUUGUUGUUGAACUGUAUAUGAUUUGCAGAUACGAUUUGUAAAUUUUUUUUUCAUUCUGUGGCUUAUCUUUUCACUUUUUUUUUUUUUUUUUUGGAGAGGGAGUCUCGCUCUGUCGCCCAGGCUGGAGUACACUGGUGCAACCUGGGCUCACUGCAAGCUCCGCCUCCCGGGUUCUCACCAUUCUUCUGCCUCAGCCUCCCGGGUAGCUGGGACUACAGGUGCCCGCCACCACGCCCGGCUAAUUUUUUGUAUUUUUAGUAGAGAUGGGGUUUCACCGUAUUAUCCAGGAUGGUUUCGAUCUCCUGACCUCGUGAUCUACCUGCCUCGGCCUCCCAGAGUGCUGGGAUUACAGGCGUGAGCCAAUCUUUUCACUUUUAAGUGUCUUUUGGUGUAUAAAGGUUUUAAAUUUUGAUGAAGUCCAAUUUAUUUUUUUCUUUUGUUGCUUGUGAACAACAGUGCACUUUUGAGUAAGAAACGUUCUGGAUUUUAGCUAAGUUGGAAGAAACGUAUUUAAUGGUGGUACUCCUAAGAAAUAAUAGGGAUUUAUCAAGGGUUUGUAUAUCUUCAGAUGUUCAAAAUUAUGUUGUUCUCUGAUGCUUAAUAUUUAUAUGAAACCCAUGGACUUAAUUUUUAAAAGCGUAAUCGAAUUGUGACUAAAACAGGAAUGAAAAAGCAGCCAAGUAGCAAUUUGAAAUGGGCUUCCUGUCUGUAAUAGAAUACUUCAUCUUUGUAUGAUUCCUUCUUGUUGCUAGGUUACCCGAAGGCCUUUCGGCUUUGAAUGGUGAGAAUAUGAGAGUUAAAAAUAUGUUGCUAUAUAGAUGUUUCUUCUUUUUUCAUCUCCAUAUAAUUAGCAAGCCCCUUGAAGCAAAAAUUACAGUUUUUCCUUCCAUGAGUUUCAAAAAGCAAAUUAUUUGUAAGUUUUUAAAUCAUGCAGAUGUGCUUAUGCUCAUGGGAGAAUUGGAUUUUCAGAAUGAAAGACCCAGUAAUUAUGGACUACUCAGUGUCCUUUAUCUGCAACCACUUAAUGAUCUUUAAUUGGAUUUGAUUGAAGCGAGGCCCAUGAACAUUAAUUUGGUUAAAAAAUACACAUGCUUUUGAGUUUCUUGAGCAAAGCUAACAUGUUUAUGAGGAAAGAUACAAACUAUCAUCUUGGUUAAAUCCAUGAUAAUUCUAUAAUAAAUUUGUAGCUGAAGUAAAAGACCCAAUAUUUAUUUGCUAAUAAAACUAUAAAGUAGAUAACAAGUAAUCAUAACAUUAUUGGCUCUUAUACAUGAAUGUACAGGGUAUCAUUUUGUUGCCAAAUGCAUUUUGCUUUAUGGUUUUACACUUAAAAAACUAUAACUUGAAAAAUAUUACAGGUAUCAGUUCUACUUUGUCAGAAAUGAGAAAUACCUGUGCAAGUCUGAAAACAGACCAUUGACAGAUUGUGUUAGAUAAGAUCUGAAUUAUUGCCCAGUGUGGCUAGGACAAAGCAUUCAUUUAAAGGCAAAUCAGUUGUCUUUUCUUUAUUAAGAAGCCAAGUCAUUAUUAUCCAUGCUUAUCCUUUAAAAGCAAUGAUUGUGAAUAAGUGGAUCAGGUGCCAAUUCUAGGUUCACACUCUCUCCCAGUGCUUGUUGAUUAGACUAUGCAUAUUACAAGGUUUGGGAUAGUGGUUCAGUAUCUUAGGAAAGUGUUUCCAUAGUCACGAAUACAAGGAUAAUGUGUUUGUUACAAGGCUGGCAUAUGUGUUGAGCUGUGCUAAGAAGCUCACCUAAAAUAGCCUGGAAGAGACUGCUUCUGAUGGCAGCAUAAGUCGCGUAAGCUGCAGCAGACAGCUUAUUUUAUUUUCUGUGUGGAAAUAAGGUUGCUUUUUGAUAUUUUUCUUUUUAAGAUUUGUGUUAGGAGUAUUCUUUUUCUUGAGGGGGAAGAACUGGUUUAAAAAUUUUUAAUACCACUUUUAAAGAAGACUCUCUUAAAUGAGUAGAGUUGGAUGGAGAAGGCUCACACCUCCCCCCAGCCACCAACCCCCAACCCUUUUUACAAAAUCAUUGUUAGUCUAGGCUUUUAUUUUGGAAUAGGGUGGCAGUUGUCAUUGGUGCUGCCGGAUCACACUGAACAAGUGUGGGUGGAGAGUUAGCUGAUGCUUAAGUUGCUGUGAGUAGGUAUAGCUUUCAGAGCAGUGUUUUUAUUUGGUACCAGGAUUACUGACAAUCAUGACUACUGGGAAAGAUAAAAAUUUCGACGAUGAAGAUUCUGUGGAUGGUAACAGACCUUCCUCUGCUAGUUCUACAUCAUCCAAGGCUCCACCAAGUUCUCGGAGAAACGUUGGAAUGGGAACCACCCGCCGGCUUGGUUCAUCCACCCUUGGAUCCAAGUCUUCAGCUGCAAAAGAAGGAGCUGGUGCUGUUGAUGAAGAGGAUUUUAUUAAAGCAUUUGAUGAUGUACCUGUAGUACAGAUUUAUUCCAGCCGAGACCUUGAGGAAUCCAUAAACAAAAUUAGGGAAAUAUUAUCUGAUGACAAGCAUGAUUGGGAGCAGAGAGUAAAUGCUCUAAAAAAGAUUAGAUCUUUACUUUUGGCUGGUGCUGCUGAGUAUGAUAACUUCUUUCAACAUUUGCGUCUUUUGGAUGGAGCCUUUAAACUCUCUGCUAAGGACCUGCGGUCUCAGGUAGUGCGGGAGGCUUGUAUCACGUUGGGGCAUCUGUCAUCAGUUCUGGGGAAUAAGUUUGACCAUGGAGCUGAAGCCAUUAUGCCAACUAUCUUUAAUUUAAUUCCAAACAGUGCCAAAAUUAUGGCCACAUCUGGUGUUGUAGCUGUUAGGUUAAUUAUUCGGCACACACACAUCCCUAGGUUAAUACCUGUCAUAACAAGCAACUGUACCUCUAAGUCUGUCGCAGUUAGAAGGCGCUGUUUUGAAUUUUUAGAUUUGCUUUUACAAGAAUGGCAGACACAUUCACUAGAACGACACAUAUCGGUAUUAGCUGAAACAAUAAAGAAGGGAAUACAUGAUGCUGAUUCCGAAGCAAGAAUAGAAGCCAGAAAAUGUUACUGGGGUUUCCACAGUCACUUCAGCAGAGAAGCAGAGCACUUGUACCACACCUUGGAGUCCUCCUACCAGAAAGCCCUGCAGUCCCACCUGAAGAACUCAGACAGCAUAGUGUCUCUGCCUCAGUCAGACCGCUCGUCUUCCAGCUCUCAAGAGAGUCUAAAUCGUCCGCUGUCUGCCAAAAGAAGUCCUACUGGAAGUACCACAUCUAGAGCUUCUACAGUUAGUACCAAAUCUGUGUCAACGACUGGGUCCCUCCAGCGAUCUCGAAGUGAUAUUGAUGUGAACGCAGCAGCCAGUGCCAAAUCCAAAGUCUCCUCAUCUUCGGGCACGACGCCUUUCAGCUCUGCAGCAGCUUUGCCUCCAGGGUCAUACGCAUCCUUAGAGUCCAGACACAUGAGGGAAGACAUGGAGUACAUAGGCCUGGACUCAGAUGGUACUACCACUAAAGCGGAGGGUCGGAUCCGCACAAGACGGCAAAGCUCUGGGAGUGCCACCAACGUCGCCUCUACACCUGAUAACCGGGGCCGCAGUCGCGCUAAAGUGGUUUCACAGUCCCAGCGAUCCAGAUCUGCUAAUCCUGCUGGUGCUGGCAGCCGGUCAAGUUCCCCAGGAAAAUUGUUGGGAAGUGGUUAUGGUGGACUUACUGGGGGCUCCUCACGAGGCCCACCUGUGACACCGUCUUCAGAAAAGCGAAGCAAGAUUCCCAGGAGCCAGGGAUGUAGCCGGGAAACAAGUCCAAACCGAAUAGGAUUAGCACGGAGCAGCCGUAUCCCUCGACCCAGCAUGAGUCAGGGGUGCAGCCGCGAUACCAGCCGUGAGAGCAGCCGAGAUACAAGCCCUGCUCGGGGCUUUCCUCCACUUGCCUCUCGACGUCAUUCCAGGUCCACUAGUGCUCUCUCCACUGCUGAAUCUGUUGGGCAGUCAGAUCGGUUUGGGCUUGGCCAGCCAGGAAGAAUACCUGGUUCUGUGAAUGCCAUGAGAGUUCUGAGCACAAGUACAGAUCUUGAAGCUGCUGUUGCCGAUGCUUUGCUGUUAGGAGACUCCAGGAGCAAGAAGAAGCCUGUGAGGAGGAGAUAUGAGCCGUAUGGGAUGUAUUCUGACGAUGAUGCCAACAGUGAUGCCUCAAGUGUUUGCUCUGAGCGCUCAUAUGGCUCCAGGAAUGGUGGCAUUCCCCAUUAUCUGCGGCAGACUGAGGAUGUAGCAGAAGUUCUCAACCACUGUGCUAGUUCAAACUGGUCAGAAAGGAAAGAAGGGCUUCUGGGCCUGCAGAACUUACUGAAGAGCCAAAGAACACUGAGUCGAGUUGAACUGAAAAGGUUGUGUGAGAUCUUCACUCGGAUGUUUGCUGACCCUCAUAGCAAGGUUUUCAGUAUGUUUUUGGAGACUCUUGUGGAUUUUAUAAUAAUUCAUAAGGAUGAUUUACAAGACUGGCUUUUUGUUCUUCUCACACAAUUACUUAAGAAAAUGGGAGCAGAUUUACUUGGAUCUGUGCAAGCAAAAGUUCAAAAGGCUCUAGAUGUCACAAGGGACUCCUUUCCAUUUGAUCAACAAUUUAACAUUUUGAUGAGAUUUAUUGUGGAUCAAACUCAAACUCCAAACCUCAAGGUCAAAGUUGCAAUCCUGAAAUACAUUGAGUCUCUGGCCAGACAGAUGGAUCCAACAGAUUUUGUAAACUCUAGUGAGACAAGGCUUGCUGUUUCUAGAAUCAUAACCUGGACAACAGAACCAAAGAGUUCAGACGUGAGAAAGUCCUCACUUCAGCGUAGUCGAGUAGGUGAGGAUUUCCCCACUAGGUCAGCUUCAACCUGCUCUGGGCCUGGAGAAGGAAACUUGGAAGAAAGUUGUAAACAGGCAGCACAGAUUGUGCUAAUCUCUCUGUUUGAAUUGAAUACUCCUGAAUUUACCAUGUUACUUGGUGCCUUGCCAAAAACAUUCCAGGAUGGUGCCACCAAACUCCUGCACAACCACCUCAAGAAUUCCAGUAACACCAGUGUGGGCUCUCCAAGCAAUACGAUUGGCCGGACGCCCUCCCGACACACCAGCAGCAGGACCAGCCCCCUGACCUCACCCACCAACUGUUCCCAUGGGGGUCUGUCUCCAAGUCGGUUAUGGGGUUGGAGUGCCGACGGGUUAGCGAAGCACCCACCUCCCUUUUCUCAGCCUAACUCCAUCCCCACCGCUCCCUCCCACAAGGCUCUCAGGCGCUCUUACUCUCCCAGCAUGCUGGACUAUGAUACAGAGAACCUGAACUCUGAAGAAAUCUAUAGUUCUCUACGUGGAGUUACAGAAGCCAUUGAAAAGUUUAGUUUUCGAAGCCAAGAAGAUCUGAAUGAGCCAAUUAAACGAGAUGGCAAAAAGGAGUGUGAUAUUGUGUCCCGCGAUGGGGGCGCUGCCUCCCCUGCCACCGAGGGCCGGGGGGGUGGUGAGGUAGAAGGAGGCCGGACAGCUCUGGAUAACAAGACCUCACUACUCAACACCCAGCCUCCGCGCGCCUUCCCGGGGCCGCGGGCGCGAGACUACAACCCGUACCCCUACUCAGAUGCCAUCAACACCUACGACAAGACCGCCCUGAAAGAGGCUGUGUUCGAUGACGACAUGGAGCAGCUUCGAGACGUGCCCAUCGACCAUUCUGACCUGGUGGCUGACCUUCUGAAAGAGCUGUCCAACCACAACGAGCGAGUGGAGGAACGGAAGGGAGCCCUGCUGGAGCUGCUCAAGAUCACGCGGGAAGACAGCCUUGGUGUCUGGGAGGAGCACUUCAAGACCAUUCUGCUCCUGCUGCUGGAGACCCUUGGAGACAAAGACCAUUCAAUUCGAGCACUGGCGUUAAGAGUUUUGAGGGAAAUUCUGAGAAAUCAACCAGCAAGAUUUAAAAACUACGCCGAGCUGACGAUUAUGAAGACUCUGGAAGCCCACAAAGACUCCCAUAAGGAGGUGGUGAGAGCGGCUGAGGAGGCUGCGUCCACACUGGCCAGUUCCAUCCACCCGGAGCAGUGCAUCAAGGUGCUCUGCCCCAUCAUCCAGACGGCCGACUACCCCAUCAACCUUGCUGCCAUCAAGAUGCAGACCAAAGUCGUCGAGAGGAUCGCAAAGGAGUCAUUGCUGCAGCUCCUUGUCGACAUCAUCCCAGGCUUGCUGCAGGGUUAUGACAACACCGAAAGUAGUGUGCGUAAGGCCAGCGUGUUUUGCUUAGUGGCAAUUUAUUCCGUAAUCGGAGAAGACCUGAAACCUCACCUUGCACAGCUCACAGGGAGCAAGAUGAAGCUACUAAACUUAUACAUAAAGAGGGCCCAGACCACCAACAGCAACAGCAGCUCCUCCUCCGAUGUCUCCACGCACAGCUAAUGGCAGUACCUGUCUCUUGUGUAGACCUAGAAGCAAUCAGUGGUGCCUCUCAGAGACCUUUCCCCACCCCCUUCAUCGGCUGCCCAGUCAGUACAAGGAGGCCCACAAAUAUUUAUUACAAUCAGUAUUUUGGUCCCUUCCAGCUUUUCUGUAGAAUCUUACUGGUAUUGAAUGUAAAGGAAGCAAGGCCUGUAUUGCAGUCUUCAUACAAAACAAAAGGAAUAAGAACAGAAAAGAGCCAUACUGAAACAUGUCUUGUACAGCCUGCUGAGAUGGCGAAACCCUGUGUGUGGGGUGCAGUUUUUAAAAAUCAGAGCGCUCUAGCCACUACUUGGUAGAAAGUAGCAUUUUUUUUUCAGUUAAUAACAUAUUUGGGGGUGGGGUGGGGUGUUACUUUGUGUUCUUCCUCCUUAGCCUAUUUUCUUGUGCGUAUGGUCUGUGUGGGGCCCCUUUCACAGCUGACACCACGAAAGGUGAUAUAUCUUUAAGUUGUGUUCUGAGACCUACUAAAAAUGGGAAUCAAGUCUUGGCAAGAACAGUCUGAAGAUGGCCUUUUAACAAACGCUGGGAAUUUUGCUUGUCAUAUCCAGACUGGAGGCCGACUGCCCUGGCUUUCAGCGUAGAAUUGGGAGUGCACCCUGACAGUCUCCUUCCAGCCCUCCCUAAUCGACUCCACCGACAAGGUCCCUACCCCAGAGCUUCCAUGCAAAGGAAUUCUUCAAGUUUAAAUCUGGACACAAAAAUAAGAUAAAUGUAUGGCAUCAUUUAGGGAUGCCUGAGAUGGCAGUUCAUGAAGCACAGAAGAUAAAGAAGAAGUCUUUCAUCUUUACUGCUGAGAUCCUUGGGAACACUGUUGUCAUGGGGGCUCUGCCAAGACCCUCAUCUCUGGGCUACACGAUGAUUCAGAUUGAGCACCAACUUCUUUCCUCCCCUCCAAGUUCUGCCUAAGCCGUUCAGUUCUAACGUGGUCUCAAUUAAUCUGGUAAAUGGCAUCUUUACCAUCUUAGUUCUGACUUCUCAGUUUAAUGUGGAAUUAAGAGCCAAGAAAAGCCUAGAGAGACUGGAUAUCACAAUUUUUUUUUAAUUUUAUAAACUGAAGUAGUUCCUUGAAUGUCUGUUGAUGAAAUAGUCACUGUUUAAGGAAAAAAGUAAUUAUGAGGUGUAGCAGAUUGCAGAAAAACAGGAUUAGAAACACACUUAAAAAGAACACACAUUUACAGUCUCUCUUCCUCCUCAACGAACCACUAGGCCCCCUUGUUAAAAACACCUUUAGAGCCUAAUUACUCCAAUAAAAGUAACUAGAGGUUUGGAGUCUGGUUAAAUAAAUUCUGAGUAAAAUUCUUAAGCCAAAUGGAAAUUCUUAAUGCAAUCAUGAGGACUUCUAUCGUCUCUUACUGUUGUAUUAGAUCCUAUAAAUUGAACUGAUUUUUCCAUAAGGAAAAUGCUUCUUUUGAGAUUAAUUCUAAUAACGUAUUUGCUAUUCCAGUGCAGAGCCCACUGCAACUGCUAGGACUGAAAGCAGAGGCUGGGUGCCAGAGCACGUGAUUCUUAACAUCAUUUCCACAGACCCCUCUGCCCUGACCCUCUGGAUUGGAUGCAGGAAGCUGGGAAAGACUGAUGUUGAUUUGGAAACAUGCGCUGAAAAUGAAGGCCCCAUAGUGCAUAGGAACAGUAAAGCCAGGGUGCUGACGUGUGUGUGUGUGUGUGUGUGUGUGUGUGGUGUUGUGUGUGUUUGUGCGUGCACCCUACACAUGUGUGGUACCUCACUGCUGCUGUUGAGGGAACUUGAGGGACGCGUUUCAAGGGGUUGGGUAUUACUGACUAGCUUUGGCUCAAAAUAUAGCAGGACCAGGUCUUUUGUUGAUAAGUACUGUUUGUUUAUUAAUAUGUCAUUAAUGGUAUUUCUUUUUUACACUCUACAAGUGAAUUAGGGAGUCUCUUGUUGACCCCUCUGUUGCAGGAAUGUGCGUCGGGCUAGGUUAUCCAUGAGUUUCUUUAUUCCUAAUGCAGUUAGAAAGACCUUUCUCCUUGAGCUCUUUGACUCCCAGAAGGUCCCCCAGUCCCCAGUGUACUUAGAAAGGAUCUCGAACAUUGCUGGACGUCCUCAUAGUACUCACAAAGGGCUAGCCUUGAAUGUCACUCGCCCAGUCUUCAGUCUCCUGACUUAGAGAUACAAUCACGUCACAGGUCUCUUGGCCUCAAUCUGAAAACUGCUGCCGCCGCGCCGAGGAGACUCGCAUGCCGCCACCACCUCACUGGGAGGGCGCCGAGCCCACCGUCGCCCCCUAGACCCUGACAGCUGCAGCUGCCUUGCCUUGCCGCCGCCUCCCUGCAGGGCCCCUGUUCCAGUGAAAAACAGAACACAAAAGAGCAGAGCACCUAAGCCUGCCUCUGCCUCCCUGUCUACCUGACUGGCCAGGGCCCAAGACCCCUGCUGCUCCACUGCGGGGCUGGGCGGGCUGACUCCCUGCUUCCUCCAAGCUGCUGCCUCCCCUGCAGCCAGGGUCUGGGCAGGGUGCAGCCGGUCCUCGGGGCACGCAGCUUCCUUCAAGUACACUGUGUGUGCUUCCCGGACCUGCGGCGAUGCCACGGGCCUGCCUUUUCUAUGCGCCUCACUAGCUUACCACCCUGUGCAGGUAAUGCAACUGACUUUGUCUCAUCAGUCUUUUUCUUUCCCUGCCACCCUUUAUUUAUCAAGCAUAAUGUUACACUUUAAAGGACAGCAAAUAAGAACUUUGUAGAAUCCCACCAGGACUUUGCUAACAAUAAUGUUUGGAAAUAAAGAAAUGCUCUGAAAAAAUAUCAGCCACCAAAAUAGUUUUGUUGGCACUGUGUUCACACGCAUGGUCCCCACACCCCCAGGUUGGGUGGGUUUUUUUGUUUUUUGGGUUUUUUUUGGGGGGCUUUUUCAUGUUACAUCCAUAUCUGUAUUUAUAUCUUAUUUGUUUCACUUUCAAGUGUAUCAUGGCAAAUGUACAGAUUUUUUUGUUAAUAAUGUGCUAGGAUUUGCUAAAAAAGAAAACAAAAAAAAAAACCCUUUUGAGUUUGCCCUAGAAUAAAUGAGACUUAAUUCAA